AUGCAGUUCACCAUCUCUGCCGCCGCCUUCCUGGCUUUCGCUGCCAAGGCUUUCGCCCAGACCGCCGACUUCGACCCCAUCUUCAAGCCCGAGGCUUGGCAGUCCGUUGCCGCCGGCCAGAGCUUCCAGAUCACCUGGGACGCUCCCGCCAAGUACGCUGGCCAGCUCGUCACCAUCUCCCUGAUCGGUGGUGACUCCCAGAACACCCAGGUCCCCAUCAAGGACAUUGCCACUGGUGUCUCCAACGACGCUGAGGCUUACAACUGGGCUGUUGAUGCUUCCCUCGGUGACAAGAACGUCUACGGUCUCGUCAUCAAGCUGGAGAGCAACCCCGAGGUCUUCCAGUACUCCAACCCCUUCAAGAUUGCUGGCUCCGACAAGCCCGCUUCCGAGAAGCCCACCAAGGCCGCCGAGCCCACCUACGAGGCCCCCGUCUACGGCGAUGAUGGCACCGCCACCCUCACCGCCCACUACGGCUCCAAGACUGUCUCCGUCUCCCAGGUCUACAACGCUCCCCACACCACCGUUGUCGCCGUCGAGAAGACCCUGACCGUCCCUUGCAACACCACCGAGCCUGCUACCACCUUCGUCCCUGUUGUCAAGACCGCCUCUGUCCCCUGCAACGGUACUGCCACUGCCACUGGCCCUGCUGCUCCUCCCGUCUACACCCACCCUUCCAACCCCCCUGCUCAGAGCAACCCCGUUCCUCCCGUCUACCCCUCCCAGCCUGCUGCUCCCCCUGCUGCUGGCACCCCCACCCCCGUUCCCGUCUCCGGUGCUGCCCGCUUCGGCGCUCCCGUCGCCGUUGUCGCCGGUCUCGUCAUGGCCGCUUUCGCUCUGUAA
Molecule: messenger RNA, 843 nt
Organism: Fusarium falciforme
Lineage: Eukaryota; Fungi; Ascomycota; Sordariomycetes; Hypocreales; Nectriaceae
Product: GPI-anchored domain-containing protein
Exons: 2
Coding region: 1-843 (280 amino acids)
Source: RefSeq, a predicted model, not a curated record